Messenger RNA from Chrysochloris asiatica (Cape golden mole), 858 nucleotides. RefSeq names its product melanoma-associated antigen G1-like. Gene Ontology annotation, cellular component: nucleus. Gene Ontology annotation, biological process: negative regulation of transcription by RNA polymerase II. The transcript has a single exon. Lineage: Eukaryota; Metazoa; Chordata; Mammalia; Afrosoricida; Chrysochloridae. The record is from RefSeq and is a predicted model, not a curated record. Bases 1 to 858 code for a protein of 285 amino acids.
AUGUUGCAGAAACCGAGGGCCCGGGGCCGCCCGAGCACACUGGCCGAAAGCCAACGGGACAGGGAUCGCGGCGGCGACGAGGCCCCGAGCACUUCCCGCGGACUCGGCGGCUCGCAGGAGACGCGGGGCAGCCGCUCUCUGGGCGCCCGUUCGUCUCAGGCCGCCUCCGCUGUGGAGCCCCGGUCCCAGAAGCAGCUGGAGCUGAAGGUGGCUGAGUUGGUGCAGUUCCUGCUGAUUAAGGACCAGCGCAAGAUUCCCAUCAAGCGCACCGACAUUCUGAAGCACGUCAUCGGAGACUACAAAGACGUCUUCCCCGAUCUGCUGAAGCUAGCCGCCGAGCGCCUGCAGUACGUGUUCGGGUACCAGCUGGUGGAGCUGGAGUCCAAGAGCAACACCUACAUCUUAGUCAACAGCUUGGAGCCGGUGGAAGGGGACGCCGAGGUCCGGGGCGACCAGGGCACGCCCACCACGGGCCUGCUGAUGGUCGUGUUGGGGCUCAUCUUCAUGAAGGGCAACAGCAUCAAGGAGACGGAAGUCUGGGACUUCCUGCGACGGCUCGGGGUGCACCCCUCCAAGAAGCAUUUCAUUUUCGGGGACCCCAAGAAGCUCAUCACCGAAGACUUUGUUCGACAGCGUUACCUGGAGUACCGGCGGAUACCGCACACCGAUCCCGUCGACUACGAGUUCCAGUGGGGCCCCCGAACCAACCUGGAGACGAGCAAGAUGAAAGUUCUGCAGUUUGUGGCCAAAGUCCAUAAGCAAGACCCCAAGGAUUGGCCGGCGCAGUACUGUGAGGCUUUGGCCGACGAGGCUGCAAGGGCCAGACCUCAGCCCGGUGUCGCAGCCCCCUCCUCCUGA